AUGGAUCGCAGGCUGCCAACAUCAAACGAACCCUUCGAAAAACGAAAAAGGAAGACAAACGCCCGAUCACUGCCAACUCACGCACUCCCAAAACAAAAGCACUUCAGAAGCUCACACGCAAGUACCACUAGUAACAACAAUACCACUGUAUUCGAACCCAAAACACCACCAGCACUCUACUCUCUCAUCCCAAAAGCUGAAGAUAUUCUACAGGUCGGAUCACCAUCUACUGAUUCACUCCUGUUAAUGUCAACCCGACAAAACACUAUAAACAACCAGUCUGCAACUACAACAGCUUACACUGCUCCUAGUCAUAACAGUAGUAGGACUCAGGAGUCAUUCGAGUAUGAAUCAGGUGCUUCAAACACUGAUGUCGAGUCAAAUGGUGCAUCGAAUGCUAUUAGUGGGAAUACUACUCCUAAACACCAACAUCAUAAUAUUAAUUCCAAGCAUCAGCCAAAGCAUGCUUUUUUACCUUGGCGGACAUCACAAUACAGGGACUCUGGCCAGGAAGACUCAGAUGAUGAGGAUUACGUGUACCCAGAAGAUGAUCAUCGUCGGAAAUCAACCCAUCAUCAGUAUCAAGCUGUCAGUGCAAGUAAAGCACUCUCUCACUUGUAUGCUCCGGAUUCACCAUUUAUGACCGGUCAACAACCAGGACUUUUACAGCAACAGCAAUCACAAUUAUUAGUACCACCAUAUAAUGCAUACCCGGCUGAUCCACAUAUCAGCCAGCCACAUCAGUAUCGAUAUGCUACACGGCAUCAGCUCCAGCAACUUCAACAACAUCAGUCACAGUAUGAUUCUGAUCACAGUCAAUCAGGUAGUGGACAUCAUUAUCACAGUCAUAGUAAGAGACAUUCACCAGACGCCUAUGCAAGCGGAACGCAAUAUUAUUCGCCUGCAUCAGGAGUAGUCGGAUAUGGAUCUACCUCUGGAGUAUUACAUCACCAACAUCAACAGCAACAACAACCGCCACAUAAUCCGUAUUACAAUGAGUUCCCGAUACCCGAGAAUAUAGAUCCAGAACGGGUACGACUACUUAGUAAACAUGCUCAUCACCACCAUCCGAGUGAUUUGAUAUAUUGGGGUGAUGGUAGUGCAGGCGUUUAUCAUCAACACAUUCGGAGCAGUCAUAGUAGCAACAGAAUAUUACGACCAGCUCCAGCACUAGUCUUGACGCUCGUACUGCUAGUCUUGACCGGCUUCCCACUCCUAUUUUUAUGUGUAAGACCUUUAGAUGCUGAUGGAGGGCUGUUCCGGGUACGCAACAUAAAUGCCUCAACGGAAUUAUACGAGUUUGAUGUUACCAUGUCAGCAUCAAACCCAAAUAUUGUACCUGUACAUAUCACCGAAGUAGAUUUGGACAUUUUGGUAUCUGCUCAUCUACCAAACACCAGAUCCUCGCCAGCAUCACGUAAACAUAAAGGAGGAGACUCUCAAAACCCAUCUACUGAAGAGUUGUUAGGUCACAUCAAAUAUUUAUCAUCUAGUAUCACUAUACCCGCGUGGGUGACCACCAAUAAUGCUACUGGACAUGUCUCGAUGCCUGAACCGUCAAACACGCUUGGAAAACUGAUAUAUAUGCUUGGAACAUAUGAAUUGCAGAUCGUAGGGACUCUGACGUAUCAUACUGUAUUCGUGGUGCCUUAUACUGUACCUGUAUGUACCAUUCAUCGGGUGGAACGUGGCAAGGUCAAGAAGACUUUUGCUUGUACUGUGGACGACGAUGAUGGUGGGAUUGAUGAAGGUGAUGGAGAAGAUAGUAAUGAUAUAGAUAGUUAA
This is a messenger RNA of Synchytrium microbalum, 1785 nucleotides long. RefSeq lists its product as uncharacterized. The record is from RefSeq and is a predicted model, not a curated record. The transcript is spliced from 2 exons. The coding region runs from base 1 to 1785 and encodes 594 amino acids. Lineage: Eukaryota; Fungi; Chytridiomycota; Chytridiomycetes; Synchytriales; Synchytriaceae.